GGGGCGAGAGGGCAGGGAGGCGCGGGAGGCCCCGGCAGGGCGGCCACGCCGAGCCGAGCUCCUCCGAGCCGCCGGCACCUCUGGAAGCCCCGGCCCCACGUGACUGUCCCCUCCUCCGUCCUCCUCCCAGUCGCGCGCACGGGCCGGGCUGCUCGGCUCCCGCGCGCGCUCGGCUGGUCCCAGCGCCCAGCAGGAGAAGCGGAGGAGGGAGCGAGCCAGCCGGGCGGCCAGGGGAGCGGGCGCGAGCGGCAGGCUGCCGGAGCCGCCCGUGCACGGCGGCGGCGAGGGUGGCGGUCGCCUGAGCGGCGGGAGCGGGAGCGGCGUGGGUUCCGCAUCCGCCAAGUGUGAUGAAGCUGUCCCACUCCGCUGCUCCGCUCGCCGCCAGCUGACACCGCCUGCACUCCAGCCAGCCCGGGAAGGGAGCCGCCGCGGGGCCGUGACCUUGGCCAAGGAGCGCAGACUGUAAUUCCUGUACCCCGGAGCGAACCAAGUGUGGGUGACAUGGCCCAAGGGAAUAAUUAUGGUCAGGCCAGCAACGGGGUGGCAGACGAAUCCCCUAACAUGCUGGUGUACAGAAAGAUGGAAGACGUCAUAGCACGCAUGCAAGAUGAAAAAAAUGGAAUUCCUAUUCGUACUGUCAAAAGCUUUCUCUCCAAGAUACCUAGCGUCUUCUCUGUGGAGGCACUCCAUUUGGGAACAUUAAUGGCUGCUCAUGGCUACUUCUUCCCAAUCUCAGAUCACGUCCUCACACUCAAGGAUGAUGGCACCUUUUACCGGUUUCAAACACCCUAUUUUUGGCCAUCAAAUUGUUGGGAGCCAGAAAACACAGACUAUGCUGUUUACCUCUGCAAGAGAACAAUGCAGAACAAGGCCAGGCUGGAGCUAGCAGACUAUGAAGCUGAGAGCCUGGCCAGGCUGCAGAGAGCAUUUGCCCGGAAGUGGGAGUUCAUUUUUAUGCAAGCAGAAGCACAAGCAAAAGUGGACAAGAAGAGAGACAAGAUUGAAAGGAAGAUCCUCGAUAGCCAGGAGAGGGCAUUCUGGGAUGUACACCGGCCCGUGCCUGGAUGUGUAAAUACCACUGAAGUGGACAUUAAGAAGUCAUCCAGAAUGAGAAAUCCACACAAAACACGGAAGUCCGUCUAUGGUUUACAAAAUGAUAUUAGAAGUCACAGUCCUACCCACACACCCAUAACAGAAACUAAACCUCCAACAGAAGAUGAGUUACAACAACAGGAAAGACCUGAUAUAGGAAGCCCUCAAGAGAAAGCGACUUCGUUAUCAUACAUCACUGUGAAUUGUAAGAUCACUAAGAAUUUUCAGACUGAGACAUUGGAGUUAAUGCUGGUGUCACAUUUUGAACAGGUUCUGGCUAGCAGUGGAGGACCUGAAGAAAAGACCUAUCAGAGAAGUCCCCUCCCGAGUACAGGAAAUAUGGCAAGAAUUUCUGGCUCCAGGAGCCCCCAGUGCCAUUAA
Hipposideros armiger (great roundleaf bat) is the source of this 1473-nucleotide messenger RNA. It is a transcript of the gene RGS7, whose product is annotated as regulator of G protein signaling 7. NCBI's taxonomy places the organism in Eukaryota, Metazoa, Chordata, Mammalia, Chiroptera, Hipposideridae. Gene Ontology annotation, cellular component: plasma membrane; neuron projection; cytoplasm. The record is from RefSeq and is a predicted model, not a curated record. The transcript has 11 exons. Gene Ontology annotation, molecular function: GTPase activator activity. The coding region runs from base 502 to 1473 and encodes 323 amino acids. Gene Ontology annotation, biological process: intracellular signal transduction; regulation of G protein-coupled receptor signaling pathway; positive regulation of GTPase activity.